AUGGCCACACUCCUCGCUGACCAGCCGCUGCUGAGCUCCUUUGACACAUCCGCCUGCGGCUCCACAUCCGUCGUGCCCGACCCCUUCGUCUCCACCUCUGGCGCCGCACACGACCUCGCGCCGCGCGAGCUGGUGCCUUCGCGGCUCCUGCUCAUGACCCACUCGCGGCUGCUGUGGUUCGAUGUGGAGUCGCUCAGCACCUCGCUCCUUCUCGAAGAGCGCGACUCGCGCUUCCGUGGCGCCUUUGCCGCUGACCACGGCCGAUCUCUCGUCACCCUCGCCACGCCCGGCACCGGCCCGCCCUUCCGCGAGUCGCUCUUCAUUGAGGUAGCGCUGUCGACCGGCGACGUGCUGCGGCGGGUGCAAGCGGAGGCGACCUUCGACGGCCACGAAGCGGUGCGCUAUGGCGACCGCGUGUACGUGGUCUCGACGGGUAGCGGCGCGAUCAACGUGUACGACGUCGGCAGCCUCGCUCUCGUGCGCCGCCAUGCGCUGUGGCGCCGCAGAGACCACAUCAACACAGUGGCUCUCACGCCCUCGACCAUGCUUGUGCUGCUGCACGGGCUGCGCCGGGCUCCAUCCGAAGUCCAAAUCGUCGAGCGCAGCGGCCAUAUGUCUGCCGGCCGGCUCCCCGCCGUCGGAAACUCGUCCCACGGCCUCGCCUACUGGCGGGGGGAGCUCCUCACUCUCGAUUCGGACGGCGGGAUCGCUGUGCACGGUGGGGUCGCCUACUUUGGCCUCUCGCCGCCGCAGCGGCGGUUACUUCGGAAGCGAGUCAACUCGACCCUCGUGGCCCUGGAGCUGGCCUCGGGCGCCGAGCUGUGGCGCCGACCUCUGCCGACGCACGGGCUGCUCAACCUGAUCGCUCACCCGUCGUACUUGAGCGCGCUCGCGCCGCCGGGCACCAUUCCCCUCGCGGCAAAGGCCAUGCGCCGCGGCGCCGCCCCUCGCGCCAUGCCGGCCACCGAGCGCAUCGUCAGCCUCGGACCGGUGGACGUGACCGAGCUGCGCGCGCUGACGGCCGACCUGUGGGGCGGCUCGCACAGUUGGCUGCACCUCUUCCCCGGCCUGCCAAACUACGGAAAGACGCAGCGCUGGCGCGUGCUGUUCCCCGCGUGGCGCCGCUUCUCCGCCGCGCUCCUGCCCCUUCUGGACGAGCUGUUCGGGCGCCGGCUCGGCCUCGGCCCCGAGUACCGCAACCGCCUCCUGCGCGUGCAGAUGAACCGGAUGCCCCGCGGCGCAGACAUUGCGCGGCACCAGGACCGCGGCUUCUACGCGACGACGGCGCACAGGUACCACAUCCCAGUCCUCAUACCCAAGUGCAUCCGCUUCUCGCACGUUCGCCAGCGGGCCGAGGGGGAGGCGGGACAGGAGGCGUGGCAGGAGAUCCCCUUCAAGGAGGGAGAGGCGUUUGAGGUCAACAACCGCAUUCCGCACCGCGUGACGCAGACCGGCCCCUACGAACGGGUCACCCUCAUCGUCGACCUCCUAGACGGGCCGGUGGACGCAACGGUCGACAUAGAGCCGGGCUGUGCAUCCUGGUUCGAUGCUGCGUGCUACAAGGGAGGAACGGCAGCGUCGCGAAACGCCAGCUUGUGA
Emiliania huxleyi CCMP1516 is the source of this 1599-nucleotide messenger RNA. RefSeq lists its product as hypothetical. The record is from RefSeq and is a predicted model, not a curated record. Bases 1 to 1599 code for a protein of 532 amino acids. NCBI's taxonomy places the organism in Eukaryota, Haptophyta, Isochrysidales, Noelaerhabdaceae. Gene Ontology annotation, molecular function: protein binding. The transcript is spliced from 8 exons.